Molecule: messenger RNA, 1803 nt
Organism: Babesia ovata
Lineage: Eukaryota; Apicomplexa; Aconoidasida; Piroplasmida; Babesiidae
Product: blood stage antigen 41-3, putative
Exons: 10
Coding region: 1-1803 (600 amino acids)
Source: RefSeq, a predicted model, not a curated record
AUGUGUGCUACUAGACGUGAGAUAUGUUACGUAAAGCCUGAUGUGUCGAGUAGUAGAGCUGAGCAGCAUGUGGGCACGCGAAGAAGUGAGGAAUCGCAGUGCGGUAAUGCACGCUCUAUAGAAGGAUACAGCGAUACAUGGGCAGAGGAUGGUGGAGAAUGUUGUCAACUGUACGGGCACAGAUCUGCAACCAGCAUCAACGUGCUGCUCAACAAUGCCGAUAAGGUUAAUCUUGGCGUCAUCCAUAGAACCAUCAAAGACAUCUUUGACUGCGGCAUUACGUUGUCUGCUCACCAAGUAGGCUUCAUAACUCGAAUGACACUGGAAUGCGGUGAAGACCGCGUUUUGGUACUACGGACGAUAUUCCUGGCACUAUUGGCGUGUGGAGAACCUCUCACGGAAAGCGCUAUCAAAAGCAUUGGAGAUGCUAUACUGACGUCGACUAUAUCCACAAAUUCUACGGAGCAGCUGGCGCUUGUCGACUUGUAUUAUUGCACUUUAUCGCAGCACCCGUAUAUUAUGCACCAGCUACCAUACGCUCAACGUUCGUAUAUGGAGUUCCUAAAUGAAGUGCGGCAGUAUAUUAGACUGAAGGUGCCUUGUGAUGCAGAUUCCGUGGAAACUGAGGCUGUGCGACUCACACUGAACGCUCUCAACGUUGGACACUACGCAGCCAUCGCUGGGCACAUAUACUUGCCAGUCGUAUUAAGUGGCACGCAUAUGGUAAUAGAAGUGUCAACUGACAGGUAUGACUACCGCAAAGCAUACACAUCUUCCGUAGUGAUAUGCGAUGCUUAUCGAUGGAAGGAGCUCAUCCCACCAAAUUCGGCGUACGCCUGCCUGGUCUCUUUGAGCAGAUGUGUAUUUGCGGAAUGGGACACAGACUUUGUAGAAGAUUCCAAGUCUAUACCAUCGAUUGAAAUAAAACUCUCGCCUCCAGAGAACCCGCUCCCCCAAGUUUCGUAUGAAAUCGACAAGUUGGAGGCACGUAGAGUGCAAAUGGAAGAGGGGAUGAUGGCCAAGCUGGAAGAUAAAUUCAAUGAAACAUUGGUGGACUCCCGCGACAAAAUUAAGCAAAUCGUUAAUCAGCAGCUGGACAUAUUCAAUGAUGAACGAUUGAAGACGAUCGUUCGCACUGUAGACACCAAGAAGGAAUCGCAUCUCAAAUCGCAAACACUUCCCAAGGCCCCCUCAUUCAUAGAAAUUGGCGAAAACAUAGUACCCAGCUCGGUCAGAGUCAUGAUGGGCGAAGUCGAUAUACCUGAUCCCGCCAUCAAAACCAAAAUGGAGCAAAUCGAACAGAGCAGGAGCUACGAAGAGAUACAAGUGUUUAACCAGCAAUCUGAUGAAAUGGAACAACUCACGAAUGUCACACUCAUAGAACUGGAAAGAGCCCUGAAGUUGCAAUUGAAGCCGUAUUUGACGCAAAUAGAGCUAUACCAGGCUCAAACGCAUACGACAUCUGCGCCGCGAGCGCAGCUGCAACCAAAACAGGCGCCGGCGUUCAUACAAACAUACGCGUAUCCAUUGCCAAAUACGAAACAGCUCAACGUCAAAAUAGGACAAUCAGAAGAGCCUUAUCCGACGGUGGAAGAUUACGUAAUGAACAUGGAGAAGAAACGCGACGCAGCGGAGAGGAACGAGAGGAACACAGUGCUCACAAUGUAUCUCAAACUCGUCAAGGCGCAACAUGAAAUGAUUCGCGACGAGCUCAGGAUUGCUACAUCAAAUAUCAUAUCGCAGUAUGGUGGAAUCAUCGAUGCAACCACCACCCAAGAAAUCCGGAAGCGUCACCAUAAGUGA